AACAUCAUAUCCCAUAAUGCAACGCUUUGUGUUCGCAUGCAACGAUGGCGGCUUCCACUGUCAAUGUGGGCAGUAUGACAGGACCGCUGGAGAACUAUUUGUCAGAAUUUGGAUUUGAGAUAUACCCUCUAAAGGUCGGAUGGUAUAACUCUGUGCUGCCUCCCUCCCUGCACCUGUCCUACCCAGAUGACAGACUGGCCGUGGUGGUGCUCAGCACUCCUUCCAUGUUUGAACAAGCCUUUCUGCCCUUCCUGGAGGAGAGGGGCUGCCACGGGCUGUCCGACCCCAUAGACCAGUGUGUCAAACACUGUGUCUCUACUGCUGUCACCCAAUGUUUUCCGGAACGGAAGGUGGAUGUGAGGUACGACUACGAGCUGCUGCCCAGCAGGAAGCCCAAGUUCUUGGCACAAACUGCAGCUCACGUUUCUGGAGCAGCUUUCUACUAUCAACAGUCGGAUGUCAAAGACCAGCCCUGGGGUGGAAAAAAAAUGUUUGGAGUUUGUGUGCAUCCGAGGUUCGGAGGCUGGUUUGCCAUCAGAGCCCUGCUGGUCUUUGGAGAUGUGACUGUGGGCUCUGAGAUGGUGCAGCCACCUCCUCCUGAUUGUGUGCCUUCCAGAGAGGCCAGAAUACAGCUGCUGGAGGCUUUCAACUUUCGCUGGCAGGACUGGAGCUACAGAGACAUUGUCCCCCCAGUCCAAACCUACUCACAGAAGCAGAGGGACUACUUUUCCAUUGCUCCUGCUCAGAGGAUUGCUCUGCUGAAGAACUGGGGCUUCCUACCGAAGGAGAACGAUGAGCCGGAUCCAACCUCGGGCACACAGGGCUAGGUGAACGCCCAUGGUUGAAAGAGAAGAAGAGCUGCAGCGUGGAAGCACUGUCCAUCCUCUUUGAAGACAAACCUCCACUGCUGGACAGGUUUUUAAUAAAGCUUUGAUUCAACUUUGAUCAGUCCAAGAUCGAAUGUUGACCCAAGCUUGAAAAGCUUUGGUGAAAGGUAUUUUAAGGUAGAAGGGAUACUUCCAUGUGAACAUUUACUGCUUUAUGGCUUCUAUAAGAUGGUUUUCAUCUUAUGAUCACACUACAGAGAAUAGGCAGCUCCUCUCAUGGUGUCAUCUCUUGGAAACCUCAACAGUCUCAAAUGUGUGUAUGCUUUACAUGUUAGGGCUGUUGUUUCUCACUGUGAGAGUGUAUUUCAACUAAAUAAUCUGAAGAAUUAAUGCACUUUGUAUCCUUGCUGCUUGUGUCAUACUUUAACACUAACUGUAGACGUUCAGUAGCAACAGGACUUGUGGGCUUUGAGAAGCCCCGUAUCACCAGCCUGCCUUGAUUUGUCAUCUGAAUCUUUAUGUGCUGUACGAGAAUAAGCACUCUUGUCUUUUUAUUCAUUUCUUGAAAAUUUCUUUUUAGUUUGAUAUUGAAGCCUAAAUGAUGAAUAAAAAUAACACAUCAAUGUAUGGCUCAAUUGAUCUGAUUUAACAAGUGCUCAAAGCGGUCAAGUAACAGACCAUUGUGGGAAAAUUAAGCAUAUAAUCAAAAUGAGGAAAUUGACAACCACAAGGCUACCGACCAAAACCUUAAAGGAUUAGUUCCCCAUCAGCCC
Molecule: messenger RNA, 1600 nt
Organism: Scatophagus argus
Lineage: Eukaryota; Metazoa; Chordata; Actinopteri; Scatophagidae
Gene: mmachc
Product: metabolism of cobalamin associated C
Exons: 5
Coding region: 45-827 (260 amino acids)
Biological process (GO): cobalamin metabolic process
Cellular component (GO): cytoplasm
Molecular function (GO): cyanocobalamin reductase (cyanide-eliminating) (NADP+) activity; demethylase activity; FAD binding
Source: RefSeq, a predicted model, not a curated record